AAGCCUCACCACCAGGUCAAUAUUGCACGAGAAGCCACUUCUUGCAUGACGAGGUAGAAAAGCAAUAAGGCAUGAGAAAUUGCUGUUCCUACCUGAAUCUGCUGCCUGCCAAUGAUGCCAGUUGAUAUGACGCACAAGCAUUUCAGCCACCGCCGAUUCCGACACUCUCUCUGGCCCGAGCCCUGCGAGCACUGUCACAGUUCCUCACCUCAGCCUCUCCAAAAACAAAGUCCUGCCAAGGCUAGAACGAAGCGGGGGGUGAACCGCGGUGCCCUCAAAUCUCCUGCUUCUCUUGCUUUCCGUGAAUCCAGAGACUGGCUGGCAUUGCUUUGGGCGUCGUUGUCCCAGGCCGUACUGUCACUAUGAGCAUUCGGAUAAAUGCGACGGUCCAGGAGGCCCGAACAGCUGCAAACCACAGCCAGGAGCAAUGGGACCGUUUUUACUUUAUAACAAAAGACGAGGCGAGGCAGCUUGCUGAGGCGCAUCCAGACUGGAAAAGAUGGAUCCUCAUCCCCGCGAACGAAAAGGAACAAAUGCUGGAGAGGAUCAAUGCCCGACUAAGUGCUGAAGGUAUUCCGCCAGUCGAGAUGAUUAUUUUGAAGUGGCGCGUGUCGCAACUUCUCCGGGAUAUUCAACGCAAGUACGCUAACCUCGACGACUGCACAGAAGCAGGCAGCAUGCUACAAGGAAUACCAGGUACGAGUUUAGGGUCAGGGCCGGGUUCGCCAAUACAUGUUCACACUGCCCAAGUACCUUCAGACGGUAGCGUAAAGUCUUCGAGCCCACAGCGAACCGAGUAUUCGCCAAGCGAGACUCGCCCAUACGAUCCAAUACGAGAUGUUUAG
Messenger RNA from Bipolaris maydis ATCC 48331, 845 nucleotides. The record is from RefSeq and is a predicted model, not a curated record. NCBI's taxonomy places the organism in Eukaryota, Fungi, Ascomycota, Dothideomycetes, Pleosporales, Pleosporaceae.